ACUUGUUACUGCCUGAGCUACACGGAUAAUCAGAAACAACCAAAGAACUCAAGUGGAGUAGGAGAACCAUGGAUCUAACAUUGAUCACAACCCUGUGGCUCUUCAGUAGCCUGAACCUACAACAUGCAUCUGCUUUUAACCUGGAUAAUACCAACGUUCUGAGGAAAAGAGGAGAUGCUGGGAGUCUGUUUGGAUUUUCUCUUACAAUGCAUCAUCAACUCAAACCUGCUGAUCAGCAAUUCUUGCUGGUUGGUGCUCCACAUGCAAAAGCUUUACCCAUGCAGAAAGCCAACAUAACCGGAGGUCUGUAUCGCUGUAAAUUCACAACGAAGAGUGACGACUGUGAACGGAUUCCUGUAGACACUGAAGAUUCAAAACCAGGACAGGGAUUAGACCACCGGGAAAACCAGUGGAUGGGAGUGAAUGUGAAAAGCCAGGGUCCAGGAGGAAAAGUGGUGGUUUGCGCUCACCGCUACCAGCAGUGGAUACAUGAAAAUCAGCUGGUACUGGGCAGGUGCUUCAUCUUGGAACAGAACUUGGUCGUUGAAGACACGAGGACCUUCUGCCGCAAUCGGCCCAAAGACAAGGACCUGUUUGGUUACUGCCAGCAGGGCGUCUCUGCAGCUUUUACCAAAGACAAGAACUACAUUGUGUUUUCAGGGCCUGGUGCAUACGACUGGAAAGGUACUGUCCGCAUGGAGCCUAUUGAAAACUUUCUUCUGGAUUCCUAUGAAACCGGAGACCAGAAUGCGUUUAAUGAAUGGCGCAUUCCUUUGACCCUCAGCAGCUAUUUAGGUUUUGCUUUGGACUCUGGAGUGAAUCUUCUUAAAAAAGGAGAGCAGGUCAUAGUCGCAGGAGCACCACGUUCCAAUCUCAGUGGUGAGGUUUUGUUCUUAUAUCCUGAAGCUGUGGAGGAUCAGAGAAGUCUACGUAUAGCUCACGUUCUCCAAGGUCCAGGUCUGGCAUCUUCUUUCGGGUACUCGUUGACUGUAUUGGACCUCAAUGCAGACGGAUGGGACGAUAUUGUGGUUGGUGCUCCUCAGUACACAUCGACGGACAUGGAGGCAAGAACAGGAGGCGCUGUUUACAUCUACAUAAACCGCAGAGACGGCCGAGACUGGGACAGAUUACAGCCAGACGUUCUUAUCGGCAACAAAGACUCCAUGUUUGGACUAGCGGUGGCAAAUAUUGGGGACAUCAAUCAAGAUGGAUACAACGAUUUUGCAGUUGGAGCACCUUACGAUAACGAUGGUGAUGGAGCAGUGUACGUUUACCUCGGCAAAACCGGGCACUUUUCACAACAAGAGAACCAAGUAUUACAGGGUAAACCCCAUCAAAUUAAGCUGUUUGGUUAUUCCCUGGCCGCAAACAUGGAUAUAGACGGUAAUGGCUACCCAGACUUAGCCGUGGGCUCACUUUCUGACACCGUCCUUGUCUACAGGUCUAAACCAGUAAUUAGCAUUGAGAAAUCCUUGACAUUAGCACCCAGUGAAGUGAACUUCCAGGAGAAAGACUGCCAGAAAGGUCACUGCAUGAUAAUAGCUGAAUCCUGCUUCUCUUACACGACCUAUCCAGAGACGUAUAACCCCAGACUGCAGAUUCUAUAUAAGCUGAAUGCUGAUGAUCAGUGGGUUCAGGAUGGUCGUCAGUCACGUGUCAUUUUCCAGAACAAUCAUAAAGGAAACAUUGUGCUCCAGACACCGGGUCAAAAACAAUGUGUGCAAAGCCGCCUCAGGCUCCGGGCCAACACUGAGAACAAGCUUACAGAAAUCCCAGUGAGCAUGUCAGUAUCUCUGCCACAGAGCAGUCCUCCUCAAACCCUGAGCCGAAGCUCUUUACCUGCUCUCCAGCCAGCACUCAAUGAUCUCCAGCCUCAGGAAAGCACAGCCAAAUUCAUGUUUUUGAAUCCUGACUGUGGAAGUGAUAAUAUCUGUCAGAGUAACCUGCAGCUACAGUACAGCUUCUGCAACAAACACCAGGACUCGUGUUCACCACUAGCCAGGGAGGACGGAGUGGCAGUGAUCUCUCCCGGUGCUGGGAACACGGCUCUGGAGAUCACCGUAACCAAUCAGCAUGGAGAUGACGCUCAUCUCGCGCAACUGGUUGCGAAAUUUCCAGAAUCUCUUCCUUUAUCAUCGGUCGUCCUCAAAGAAGACAGUGAACUGAACGUGCAGUGUGACGUGGACGGGACUAAAACCAGAGCCGAAUGUGAUCUUGGAAAUCCUUUCAGGAGAAAUGCAGAGGUAACGUUUUAUCUGUUGCUGAACACCGAUCGUCUGAGCCCGAGCGUAACAGACGUCAAUGUGACUCUCAGUCUACAGACGAUCAGCAUGCAAAAUACUUCAGAAAUCGUUGCAGAGGCUCAAGUUUUCUUCGAGCUGUAUCUCCAAGUGUUUGGACUGGCCAAACCUUCUCAAGUGUACUAUGGGGAGAUGAAGAAGAACAAAUCGGAUGUGGAGAUCGGAGAACCUGUGCAGUACGAGUUUACAAUCAGUAACAUGGGUCGACCACUGAAGUCCUUCGCCUCUGCAACCCUCAACAUCCAGUGGCCAAAGGAGAAUAAAGAAGGCAAGUGGCUCCUGUACCUGCUGCACAUCACCGGGCCCAACAACCAGAGCAUCCCGUGCAGCCCAGCCUUGGAGAUCAACCCUCUCAACCAUGCUCAGGAGGUGAUGUCCAGAGGAAAACGGGAAGUGGGAACUGAAGCAAAAGUCUCAGCUCUCAGCACUGAGGGACUCCUGUCCUUAUUUGGAAGCAAAAGACAUUACAAAUAUCUGACGUGUGGUGAUGAAUUAAAGUGUGUGGAGCUCAGAUGCCCCCUAAAGGCAGCAGACAAAACUGCAGUUAUUCUGCACUCCAGACUGUGGAGCAGCACUUUGGUUGAAGAAUACAGCUCUCUGAAUUAUCUGGACAUUGUUCUGAAUGCUUCUCUCAGUCUGGACGGAUCUCAGAAAAACAUCCGGUUGCAAGAAUCUCAAACACAGGUGAGACUUACAGUAUUCCCAAAAAAGAAGCCGAUGUUUCUCAGUCGAGUUCCCUGGUGGGUAAAUCUGCUCAGCGUGGUGCUCGCACUGUUCCUACUCUGCCUCCUGAUAUACUUCCUGUCUAAGCUGGGAUGCCUGAACUGUUCGCUGUGCAUUGAAGAUGAAAAACAUACUACAAAAUAGAUUUGUAGUUCUGUCAAAUGUAAAAGAAAGUAAUGUGAAUAUUCUAAUAUUUUUGUGCUCUAUUAUGUUUUAAUUCAAGU
Messenger RNA from Silurus meridionalis, 3247 nucleotides. It is a transcript of the gene itga6l, whose product is annotated as integrin, alpha 6, like. The record is from RefSeq and is a predicted model, not a curated record. Gene Ontology annotation, biological process: cell-cell adhesion; cell adhesion mediated by integrin; leukocyte migration. Gene Ontology annotation, molecular function: integrin binding. Bases 69 to 3167 code for a protein of 1032 amino acids. The transcript is spliced from 25 exons. Lineage: Eukaryota; Metazoa; Chordata; Actinopteri; Siluriformes; Siluridae. Gene Ontology annotation, cellular component: external side of plasma membrane; integrin complex.